Bufo bufo (common toad) is the source of this 2700-nucleotide messenger RNA. RefSeq lists its product as uncharacterized. Gene Ontology annotation, molecular function: DNA-binding transcription factor activity, RNA polymerase II-specific; RNA polymerase II cis-regulatory region sequence-specific DNA binding. Lineage: Eukaryota; Metazoa; Chordata; Amphibia; Anura; Bufonidae. The coding region runs from base 1 to 2700 and encodes 899 amino acids. The record is from RefSeq and is a predicted model, not a curated record. Gene Ontology annotation, biological process: regulation of transcription by RNA polymerase II. The transcript has 10 exons.
AUGAAGGUAAAUGUGCAAAGAGGUGAAGAGAUGGAGAAGAUGGAAGAAGAAGAAGAAGGAGGAGGAGGUUUGGAGGAAAAGGAGCAGAGCCGGCCCUGCGCCCCGGAUUCAAAGGAAGAGCCGUCUCUGCUGUGCACAGAGCAGGAAGGAGAAGAGUCGUCCGACUACAACACAGUGAUUGUAACCGGACAGAGGGAUCCCCUGGAGUCAUCAGACCCUGGAGAAUUCAUCCUCGACGCCCCACAGAGUUUAGCAGCUGAUGGCGGACACUGUCAGCGGAGCCUCCUGGCGGUAUGUGGGACGCUGCCUGAUGCCUCCUCGGGUGGAUGUUAUGGUAACUACAGUAGAGCGGCUCCUCAGGAGCCUCGGUUCUUUACUACAAGAGAACAGUACCAGCCAGUCAACCUGAAAAUGGCAGGUGCCUUCCCGACAAUGGCUCCCAUGCCACGGCGCUCUACUCGGUGUGCAGCCUCCUGUAAACUGCCAGCAUUUGUAUGUGACACAGGACUGGAAGGAGAGCGACCGAAGACCGAAUGUCUUGGAGAAAGUUUUGAUGAGAUAGCAGAACCGAGCAAGAAGAAAAGUCGUACCCUAUACAAUAUCGAUCAGGUGCAGGAGCUGGAGCGAAUAUUUAUGGAGGACCAUUACCCGGACACUGAGAAGAGAAGAGAAAUUGCUGACAUUAUUGGGGUCACUCCACAGAGAAUAAUGGUUUGGUUUCAGAACCGACGAGCCAAAUGGCGCAAAAGCGAAAAAACCUCAGUUAAAGGUGGCAAGAAGACAGUCUCCGGCUCUGUGGGGAUGUCUCACCCACAGAGUGCCACACUCUCUUCAUCUGCACUUCCCCAGCCAGAAGCUGUUUCACUUGCAGUCACUUCUGGUCAUUACCCCUAUGGUCCACUAUCAGGCAUCAGAAAUGGGUUGUCUCUGGCGCCCAGCGCACUUCUUCAGCGGUCUCAGUCGGCGGCGAUCUCCUCUCAGCACAGUUCUUCUUGCACUUCAAACAGGUCCGGUCUGGGGUCACCAGGGGGCAUCUGCUUACCGCCCUCCCAGGAGUAUCCGCCCACAUUCUACAGCCCACCCCCGCUGAGGCGCAUUGGCCUACCCAUGUCUAUGACCUUUAACCCCAGCAGUCACAUGGUUCCUCUGAUGCUGGACACCCCAGAAAGCACCUGCACACCACCCCCAUCUUCCGAGGGCGACAUGUUCUCCUAUAAUAUUCAGGAGUAUGUACAUAACGUUAUAGUAUUAUUACAGACCAUGUCGGCAUCUAUGAGAUAUGCUCCUCAGUACUUUCACCAAAUUAACCCACGAGGACCUUUCCAGAUGCCCCAGUACUCCCAGUACCAGCGUCUUCCAGUGCACAGCCUCACGCCAACCUCUCCUGAUGACGCGGCUUUCCUCGCCGUAUCUACCAACAACACUGGCAUGUUGGCGUACGGAAACCCAGGAGGCUACCUGCAGGGGCGUCCGGCCGGCCAUAUUAUGUUCCAGUCAGGCACAGGUGGACUUGCCUUUCACCCCUCUCCAUGGAAUGAUAUGUACAUACAAGGUGCUCCAUAUACCUGCUCUCGACCCCAGACGGGAAGUGUCCGUGGCAUACCUGAGCAGCCCCAGUACCCCCAGUAUAAAUCGUGUGUUCUGCAAUACCCUCAGAAGCCCACACCAGCAAACCAGGAGGAAAUCGAGACAGUUGAAGAUGCUGAAAAUGAGACGCAUGGUAUUUACUCCUAUGGUUCUCUGGAGAACAUAGUAAGCAAGAGGCCAGAGCGCUCCCCCGCCCAGAUGGCAAGCGAGAGGCCAGAGCGCUCCCCCGCCCAGAUGGCAAGCGAGAGGCCAGAGCGCUCCCCCGCCCAGAUGGCAAGCGAGAGGCCAGAGCGCUCCCCCGCCCAGAUGGCAAGCGAGAGGCCAGAGCGCUCCCCCGCCCAGAUGGCAAGCGAGAGGCCAGAGCGCUCCCCCGCCCAGAUGGCAAGCGAGAGGCCAGAGCGCUCCCCCGCCCAGAUGGCAAGCGAGAGGCCAGAGCGCUCCCCCGCCCAGAUGGCAAGCGAGAGGCCAGAGCGCUCCCCCGCCCAGAUGGCAAGCGAGAGGCCAGAGCGCUCCCCCGCCCAGAUGGCAAGCGAGAGGCCAGAGCGCUCCCCCGCCCAGAUGGCAAGCGAGAGGCCAGAGCGCUCCCCCGCCCAGAUGGCAAGCGAGAGGCCAGAGCGCUCCCCCGCCCAGAUGGCAAGCGAGAGGCCAGAGCGCUCCCCCGCCCAGAUGGCAAGCGAGAGGCCAGAGCGCUCCCCCGCCCAGAUGGCAAGCGAGAGGCCAGAGCGCUCCCCCGCCCAGAUGGUAAGCGAGAGGCCAGAGUGCUCCCCCGCCCAGAUGGUAAGCGAGAGGCCAGAGUGCUCCCCCGCCCAGAUGGUAAGCGAGAGGCCAGAGUGCUCCCCCGCCCAGAUGGUAAGCGAGAGGCCAGAGUGCUCCCCCGCCCAGAUGGUAAGCGAGAGGCCAGAGUGCUCCCCCGCCCAGAUGGUAAGCGAGAGGCCAGAGUGCUCCCCCGCCCAGAUGGCAAGCGAGAGGCCAGAGCGCUCCCCCGCCCAGAUGGCAAGCGAGAGGCCAGAGAGCUCCCCCGCCCAGAUGGCAAGCGAGAGGCCAGAGCGCUCCCCCGCCCAGAUGGCAAGCGAGAGGCCAGAGCGCUCCCCCGCCCAGAUACUCUUGACAUAG